Molecule: messenger RNA, 2056 nt
Organism: Olea europaea var. sylvestris
Lineage: Eukaryota; Viridiplantae; Streptophyta; Magnoliopsida; Lamiales; Oleaceae
Product: calcium-dependent protein kinase SK5-like
Exons: 7
Coding region: 213-1760 (515 amino acids)
Biological process (GO): intracellular signal transduction; peptidyl-serine phosphorylation; protein autophosphorylation
Cellular component (GO): cytoplasm; nucleus
Molecular function (GO): calcium ion binding; calmodulin binding; ATP binding
Source: RefSeq, a predicted model, not a curated record
AGAAAGCAAAUGUUUUCACACGCAGAAAACUAAACCAUCAAAGGGACGGAGAAUCGAGUGAAUCUAGAGAGAGAAAAUCUAGAGCAAGAGAAGGGAGAGAGAGAUUAGGAAAAAAAUCGAAGUCAAGACUGCAUUUUUUUCACUCACUCUAACCCUUCAUCUCUUCCAAAUUAAAUUCAAGAUUCAUCAGAAAGACCCAUAAAACGAUAAUCAUGUCUUCAUCUACUCCAUCACCUUCCCAUAACAGUACUAGCACUGAACAAAACGAGACACCAAAACCCACAAAAGAGAUCAAGAAACCAACUUUCAUAGCACAACAUAUGCAAAAGCCCAUAUGGGUCCUUCCAUACAGGACACAAACACUACAAAGUCUAUACACUAUAGGCAAGAAGCUAGGCCAAGGCCAGUUUGGAACGACCUUUCUGUGCAGUGAAAAAUCAAGCAACACCCUUUAUGCCUGCAAAUCCAUACCCAAGAAGAAGCUGAUUUGUAAAGAGGACUAUGAGGAUGUAUGGAGGGAGAUUCAGAUAAUGCACCACUUGUCGGAGCACCCAAACGUCGUGAGAAUAAAGGGGACAUAUGAGGAUAUCCUAUUUGUGCACAUAGUAAUGGAACUUUGUGCAGGCGGGGAGCUCUUUGAUAGGAUUGUGCAGAAAGGGCAUUAUAGUGAAAAAGAGGCUGCCAAAUUGAUCAAAACAAUCGUUGGGGUGGUCGAGGCAUGUCAUUCUUUAGGGGUUAUGCAUCGGGACCUUAAGCCCGAGAAUUUCUUGUUUACUAGUGCUGAUGAGGAUGCUGCUCUCAAGGCUACUGAUUUUGGCCUCUCUGUUUUCUACAAGCCAGAUGAAACUUUCAGCGAUGUAGUGGGAAGCCCUUAUUAUGUAGCACCUGAGGUUUUGUGUAAACAUUAUGGACAUGAAGCGGAUGUAUGGAGUGCGGGAGUUAUUUUAUACAUUUUACUCAGUGGUGUUCCACCUUUCUGGGCAGAGACAGAGAAGGGGAUUUUUCGUGAGAUAUUGCAAGGAAAAUUGGAUUUUGAAUCUGAACCAUGGCCUGGCAUUUCAGAUAGUGCUAAGGAUUUGAUACAGAAGAUGCUGGAUAGGGAUCCGAAGACAAGGAUAGCAGCACAUGAAGUUCUGUGCCAUCCAUGGAUUGUUGACGACAAAAUGGCUCCUGAUAAGCCGCUUGAUUCUGCAGUUCUUUCACGCCUCAAACAGUUCUCAGCAAUGAACAAACUCAAGAAGAUGGCUUUACGUGUCAUUGCAGAGAGAUUAUCUGAGGAAGAAAUUGGUGGUCUGAAGGAGUUGUUCAAAAUGAUAGAUACAGACGAUAGUGGAACUAUAACUUUCGAUGAACUUAAAGAGGGUUUAAGCCGUGUAGGCUCUGAGCUGAUGGAGUCUGAGAUUAAAGAUCUCAUGGAUGCUGCAGACAUCGACAACAGUGGAACAAUAGAUUAUGGGGAGUUUCUAGCGGCUACAGUGCACUUGAACAAGUUAGAGAGAGAGGAGAAUCUAGUUUCAGCCUUCUCCUUCUUCGACAAAGAUGGUAGUGGUUACAUAACUAUCGAUGAGCUUCAACAAGCCUGCAAAGAAUUUGGUCUGAGUGAGCUUAACCUUGACGAGAUGAUAAGAGAGAUUGAUCAAGAUAAUGAUGGACAAAUAGAUUAUGGUGAAUUUGCGGCAAUGAUGAGAAAAGGCAAUGGAGGCAUUGGGAGGAGAACCAUGAGAAACACAGUAAACCUGGGAGAUGCCCUUGGACUAUGACUUGUAGAAAGUAAAGAACGUGGCUGAGAACACCGAUAUCAAAUUCGACUCUAAUUUUCCCUUUUCAUCUUUUAUUUUGUUUGCUAUGUGAAGACAUGAUCAAUAUUUUAAUCCAGAAGACUUUGGUUACCCAAAUGGAAAGCUGCUUUCGCUUUAAACAGGUCGCCAUUUUGAGUGAGGCAAAAUCUAAUUCCAGCAGCAACUCAUAUUUACUAAUCCUCCUGUGUCUGUUACAUUCGUGGUUGUGAAUGUGUUACUUUCUAAAUUUGUCAAUAUAUGUUUUGGUUAUCCUGGAA